This is a messenger RNA of Xyrauchen texanus (razorback sucker), 3378 nucleotides long. RefSeq names its product angiogenic factor with G patch and FHA domains 1-like. Lineage: Eukaryota; Metazoa; Chordata; Actinopteri; Cypriniformes; Catostomidae. Gene Ontology annotation, molecular function: protein binding; nucleic acid binding. The transcript has 15 exons. The coding region runs from base 208 to 2037 and encodes 609 amino acids. Gene Ontology annotation, biological process: vasculogenesis. The record is from RefSeq and is a predicted model, not a curated record.
GUUUCAACGUGAAAGUUGAAGUAGGAUUAAAGUUCGUCGAGUUUGCUCCCUGUAACGUACUUUACGAUCACACAAACAUCUACACGAAUAUGUGUCCAAUGCACAGUAGUCAUAAGAUGUUUACCUUUGAUUUACAGAUUGACGCGCGCGUGGGGACCGUUAUAAAGGGCAGAGAAAACGGGUGCUUUAAAUCGAACAUACCCAGUGAUGGCUGCGGAGGAUAGGCCAGACCCUGAACCCAAUGAUCUGUGUUUGGAAGAAGAGCUUUUCUCAUUGAGAUCGCAAGCAGAGGCACUGCAACAGGAACUGAAUACAUGUAAGGAUGAACUUCAGAAGUUACAGAAACAGCUCAGCCAAAGCGAACGACUGCAGAAGACAACAGAUAGCUACAAUAAAGAGCUCAGACAGCAGGUUGAUAGACUGAGUGCAGAAAUCCAUGAGAGAAAGAAAAGAGAGAAAGAUAAAGUGGAUGCUGAGACUCAGACGGAGGAAUACACCUGGACAGAGACAGAUUAUUAUAAUUAUUACUAUGGCGGAUACUAUCAGUCUGGAACGCAGACAGCAGCAGAAACGCAGGAGAAUGUUGUCACGAAAACUCAAGAAGAAUCGGAACACACUGAGUUGCAUCCCAUAAAAACAGAACCAUCUAAUCCAGAGCAGACAGAUGGAUUGAGAGAUUUCCUGCAAACAGAGGAGGCCUCUGGAGAAGGUGGCUCGGUAGCUGACAUGCUCAGAGCAACAGCCGAGGAGGCGUUGUACCAGACCAACUUUGUGUUUGAUGAAAGUUCCGGCAUGUACUACGACCACAGUACUGGAUUUUACUAUGACUCUACCAGUCAGCUGUACUAUGAUGCCAACACAGGCAUGUACUAUUACUAUGACCCAGAAAGCGGAAAAUACCAAUUCCACUCUAGAGUAGAGGUGCCUGCUGCACAACCCGAAGCGGAGCAGACACCACAGAGGAAAACCAAAGACUGGAAAAACAGGAAGUCAGUGAAGAAUACAGAUAGAGCUUCCUAUCCCGACGGAGAGGUUCAGGAUUUGACUAACUCAAUGGCUCAGUUGAAGAUAGAACAUUUGAGGCGGAUUGGAGUCAGAGAAGCUUGGCCACCAUGUGUUCGGGUAACAGUGGUUCGUUCUCCUGUUCUGCAGACUGGAACCCUCUUCAUUCUCACGGCUGACACUGUUGCCACCAUCGGCAGAGAGAAAGACAGUAAUCACACCAUCAGAAUCCCUGAGAUGGCAGUCAGUAAGUCCCAUGCAGAGGUUUAUUUUGACCAGGAACAGCAGUGUUAUGUGCUAAUAGAUCAGGGCAGUCAAAACGGAACUGUCAUCAAUGGGAACAGAAUACUACAGCCCAAAGUUCGCUGUGACCCUUGCCCUUUGACCCACGGGGAUGAAGUGAAGUUGGGAGAGACAGUUUUGUCCUUCCACAUUCACAUAGGAACGGACACAUGUGACGGCUGUGAACCAGGGCAGGUCAUAGCACAUCUGAAUCGCCAUAAAAGAGAGGAGAACUCUGGACCUGUUCUUAGUAAGGAGGAUAAGGAGAUUCAAAGACAAAAAGAACUAAAGAUGAUAAAGGUCAAAUAUGGUCUCAAAAACAGUGAAUAUGAGGAGCAGAAGGCCCUGAAGAACAGCAGGUAUAAAGACAGAGCGGAAAACCGUCGGCAGACAGUUGGGAGCGAGGAAAUGUUCCAGAGAGACGAUGCCCCUGCUUCUGUUCACGUUGAAAUUGGAGAUGAGAAUAAGGGCAGACAGAUGCUGGAGAAGAUGGGCUGGAAACGAGGAGAAGGUCUCGGCAAGGAUGGAGCUGGAAUGAAAGACCCAAUCCAGCUGCAGGUACGUAAGGCCCAGUCUGGUCUUGGUUCUGGAGUCGUCAUGUCAGUAGGGGAUGCUCCGCUCACCAGAGCCAAAACCCAGAGGAACUGGGAGCGCAUACGGGAACGGUACUCUGAUGCCUGCAGGGCUGACUCCGCCCAUUCUGAAACAAGCCAAUCACCUAAAACUUUUGUCAAAAGUCAGGACACGGAGUGAUUUAUCGGUCAUUCUUUAAGGCCAUUUUUGGGUUUGCAAAGAAAAAACAGGGCGUGGCCAAGAUUUCGGCUAGCUGCACCAGUCCUUACAAUUAACAAAACCAUAGACGCUUCUUUUGAAGUUGUAACAGUUUGUAAAUAGACUUUAGUUCAUUUUAAACAAACAGUGUGUUUUUUGUUCUUUUCCCAUUUCAAAUACAAACAUAAUAUCUUGGACAAAUAAACAAUAAAUGUUUAUAAAACAAUGAUACAUUUGUUUCAGUUGAGUUUGCGGUAGUCUCCCAUUAUAACGGCAAAUGGUUGUAUGUCAUAUUCAUGUAUGUUACAAGUAGCAGAUGAACUCUGAGAUGUUUGUUUAAAGGUUUCCAAUCUUCAGCUGUACAAUAUCUGUAAAGGUGUGUGUUUUGUGGAUAAUAUGCAACAUUUACUGUGACAGCUGCAGUUAGACCUGUGGAACAGCAUAUUAUCCGUCUGUCAGAAAAUAACGAGUUGCACAACUUCAAAAAUAGAAUCUUUAGUCAGUUAGUCUUCUGUCUGUCAAAAGGUAUCAAGUGCUUUACUACUGUUUGUGGCCCUUGAAGGGCAACAAAAAAUGUAGUUUGGGAAACUUAAAACCCAUGUGAAACUACUUUCAAGUGUCCCGUAUGUUGUGAGUCAGCUCUUGUGGCAAACUUUGUCUCUAGAUGGCUCGUAACCAGUUUAUGCAACCCAACCGCUUUUAAUUUUAUUACUUAUUUUGUUUUGCUAUUGUUUGGCCUGAGUUUGUGUAAACAAAGCCUCAAACACUUGAAGUAUUUCAGAUUAUGCAGUUUUUUUUUUAUUGUAUUGCAAAUUUCUAUCAGCUAUCUAAACUGAGGAUCCUUUAAAUGAAAGUAUUAUGAUUUAUGUAAUGUAAAGUAUACAAUUACAUUUACAUUUAUGCAUUUGGUAGAUGCUUUUAUCCAAAGCGACUUACAGUGCACUUAUUACAGGGACAGUCCCCCCGGAGCAACCUGGAGUUAAGUGUCUUGCUCAAGGACACAAUGGUGGAGGCUGUGGGGAUCUAACCAGCAACCUUCUGAUUACCAGUUAUGUGCUUUAGCCCACCAUGCCACCACCACUCCAAUUAAACCGAAAUACUUUAUAUACAUCAGAAUACACCAGAAUUGUGCCAUCAUGGCAACGAAGUUGUAUAUAACUUUACACAAAAAAAGGUUAGUAAACGAUUUUAUCACACUAAACAAAUGUUAACACGUAUAAUGUUUGUUUUGUGGCAAUACUUUUGAACUUAUGUUUAAAUGAACAUUUAUGGACUGGCCCCAUUCACUUCCAUUGUAACGGCCUUACUGUAACUGUAUAUAUA